UCAAACUUCACGCCGUUUCAGAAUAACGUCAUGUACAAUUACAUUUGAACGUUUCACUAAUCUAACCCUUUACUUCAUCUCUCAACUAUAGGCGAAGUGAUUGUAUACUCUUAUAUUAUGGCCGGACCGGUUGGUGCCUGGCCCGUGAUUCUGCAUCAGUCGCUGGAGAAGAGCGAAAUCAGUCGACUUCUGCGACAAAAGAACUUCAAAAUUCGAAAUUCAGAGAGCGUCACCAGCAACAGCAUCAUCUUCCCCAUGUCGGGUGUUGCUUUUAUGAUCCUAGACCUCAAAGACGUCAUCAGGGACAGCCCCGAAGGCGGCACCAGGACAGAGGUGUGGGAAAGUAUUGACAAGUUCGUACAAGUACACCGUCGCUGUUACAUCCUGGCUCAAGCUCCAUGCCAUGCUGAACAGGAACAGUGUGUCUUCUCCGCCAUACAAGAGAAAUAUAUGACGAGUCCUCUACAAAUGAUCCCAGUCCACACGCCUACAGAGAGCAUCCAAGCUAUGUUGAACAUUGCCAAGUUAUUGUGUAAGCCAAUGGGAGAAGUUGUGACAAGGCGAUUCCAAGGUCUCCUCACCCAGCAGUUGUCAGGGGACGUCACGGGCGCCGCCCUGACUCAACUGGGCCUCACUGAACCCCAGAUUCAGUUUAUCCAGGAUGGAAUAGGGAACCUGGCACAGCUGGCGACCGCCUCUCGAGACGAUCUCCUCAACUGCAGUCUAGAUACAGACACUGCAGACAGAAUACUGGACAUGUUUCAUAAAUAGGCCGCUGUGUGAUCAGUGAUAAGCUGUAUUUGUCUCAUGUUUAUUUAAAGUGGAACUAGGCUCCGGUCAAUUGGCAGCCUUGAGGUUAGAUUCAAGAUCGUCACAUCUCACUUAAUCUGUCUGCAAGCUUAAAUUGUGUGAUGCUGAUCGAUCCGGCUGUCAGAACGUACCAUUAUUACACGGACACAAUGACCUUCAUACACAGCACAUAUUUCAACAUCAAGGCGUUGCAUGAUCAUGGAGUGGGGACCUUUCCUCAAGUCACUGUCAAAGUUGUACAGAAUAAACGGCUU
Haliotis rubra (blacklip abalone) is the source of this 1064-nucleotide messenger RNA. Its product is annotated as protein SPO16 homolog. Gene Ontology annotation, biological process: reciprocal meiotic recombination; synaptonemal complex assembly. Bases 118 to 771 code for a protein of 217 amino acids. NCBI's taxonomy places the organism in Eukaryota, Metazoa, Mollusca, Gastropoda, Lepetellida, Haliotidae. Gene Ontology annotation, cellular component: chromosome. The transcript has 6 exons. The record is from RefSeq and is a predicted model, not a curated record.